Messenger RNA from Didymosphaeria variabile, 297 nucleotides. RefSeq lists its product as uncharacterized. The coding region runs from base 1 to 297 and encodes 98 amino acids. NCBI's taxonomy places the organism in Eukaryota, Fungi, Ascomycota, Dothideomycetes, Pleosporales, Didymosphaeriaceae. The transcript has a single exon. The record is from RefSeq and is a predicted model, not a curated record.
AUGCCGCGCGCUACCGCCUCCGUAAACGGCGUCCAAGUCGCUUCAACAGAUACCUGGGAAGUCGUCGACGGCAACAUCUACUUCCCGCCCUCGUCGCUGACAAAAUCCGCAUUCACGCCUACAAAGACUACGACGCACUGCCCCUACAAGGGCGACGCGUCUUACUAUUCUGUCAUGACGAAUAAGACCGAGGUCAAGGACGCGGCGUGGUAUUACCCGACUCCGUUGCCGGAGUAUGAGAAGAUCAAGGAUCAUGUUGCGUUUUAUAAGGGGAAGGCGGAGGUGAAGAGUGAGUAG